Humulus lupulus (European hop) is the source of this 2271-nucleotide messenger RNA. Its product is annotated as DEAD-box ATP-dependent RNA helicase 37-like. The record is from RefSeq and is a predicted model, not a curated record. Gene Ontology annotation, molecular function: ATP binding; RNA helicase activity; RNA binding. The coding region runs from base 312 to 2183 and encodes 623 amino acids. Lineage: Eukaryota; Viridiplantae; Streptophyta; Magnoliopsida; Rosales; Cannabaceae. Gene Ontology annotation, cellular component: nucleus. The transcript has 7 exons.
UUAAGACAAAGAAAGGGGUAUGAUCCGAGUUGAAAAGGCUGAGAAAAACUCGUACAAACAAAGAUAAAAAGCAAAUAUAACUCACACAGAAAUCUCGUUGACAAAUCGAAGACGAAGAAAAAGUAUACCGAUAUUUGAGCUUCCUGUCCGAUCUAGCUUCUCCUUCUCCCUCAAAUUUUAGGGUUUACUCAAGUUUUGGCUUCCGAUCCAGUUUUUUUUUUCUGUCUAAGUUCCAUAUAUUCUCUCUUUCUCUGGCAUUGAUUUCAGUUUGGCAAGCAAUAAUUGGAAAAGAGGGUUUCGGUUUCGAAAUUAUGACAACUUCAUGGGCAGAUUCGGUGGCUAAUUCUCAUUCUGAGAAUGCAGCUGCAACUGGUUCGUCCGGCGAAAAUGGGUCAUCACGCUUUCCUCGUUCAACUUAUGUGCCCCCACAUCUUCGUAACAAGCCCCCUUCAUCUGAUCCUCCGGCUGUGUCACAAUCUGGGCCGUCACCUGUUGGUGACCGCCCUGGUUAUGGUGGGCCAGCGGCAGUUCCUCGCUGGGGUGGUAGUUCUAGGCCAGAUUUUGGGCGUCCUGGAUACGGUGGUGGUGGUGGUGGUGGUGGCGGUGGUAGAACUGGUGGCGGCUGUGGCUGGAACAACAGAGGUGGGGGAUGGGACCGUGGAAGGGAACGUGAAGUCAACCCAUUUGGCAAUGACGACGAUGCUGAACUUGCAUUCAGCGAGCAAGAAAAUACGGGGAUUAACUUUGAUGCAUAUGAGGAUAUUCCUGUGGAGACAAGUGGGGGUAAUGUGCCACCACCUGUGAAUACUUUUGCCGAAAUAGAUUUGGGGGAUGCAUUGAACAAUAAUAUUCGGAGGUGCAAGUAUGUGAAGCCAACUCCUGUCCAGCGUCAUGCAAUACCAAUUUCUCUUGCGGGGAGGGAUUUGAUGGCUUGUGCCCAGACUGGGUCAGGGAAGACAGCUGCUUUCUGCUUUCCAAUUAUUAGUGGGAUAAUGCGAGAGCAGAAUGUUCAGAGACCACGUGGAGCACGAACAGUGUACCCUCUUGCUCUCAUUCUCUCCCCAACAAGGGAGCUUUCAUGUCAGAUACAUGAAGAAGCAAAAAAGUUUUCAUAUCAAACUGGAGUCAGGGUGGUCGUUGCUUAUGGAGGAGCACCAAUAAACCAACAGUUGCGAGAGCUUGAGAGAGGAGUUGAUAUUCUUGUGGCAACUCCAGGAAGAUUGGUAGAUUUGCUUGAGCGAGCGAGAGUGUCACUGCAGAUGAUAAGAUACCUGGCUCUUGAUGAGGCAGAUCGAAUGCUGGACAUGGGUUUUGAGCCUCAAAUUAGGAAGAUAGUGGAGCAGAUGGACAUGCCUCCUCGUGGUAUGCGACAGACGAUGCUGUUUAGUGCUACAUUUCCUAAAGAGAUACAGAGAAUGGCUUCUGAUUUUCUUUCCAAUUACAUAUUCUUGGCUGUUGGAAGAGUUGGUUCAAGUACUGAUCUAAUUGUUCAAAGAGUCGAAUUUGUACCAGAGGCUGACAAAAGAAGUCAUCUUAUGGACCUUCUUCAUGCACAGAAGGAGAAUGGAACCCAUGGGAAGCAAUCUUUGACUUUAGUAUUUGUGGAAACAAAGAAAGGAGCUGACGCAUUGGAGUAUCGGUUGACUAUGAGUGGAUUUCCUGCUACUACUAUCCACGGUGAUAGGACACAACAGGAAAGGGAGUAUGCAUUGAGGGAAUUCAAGAGUGGAAAUAAACCAAUUUUAGUUGCAACAGAUGUGGCAGCACGUGGUCUUGAUAUCCCCCACGUAGCUCAUGUCGUAAACUUUGAUCUCCCCAAUGACAUUGAUGAUUAUGUUCAUCGGAUUGGGCGUACAGGCCGAGCUGGAAAAUCAGGAUUGGCAACAGCUUUCUUCAAUGAGAAUAAUUCUUCGAUGGCAAAGCCUCUGUCUGAUCUGAUGCUAGAAGCAAAUCAAGAAGUGCCCGAUUGGCUUACUCGUUAUGCAUCGAGGACUUCUUACGGUGGUGGUGGUAAGAACCGGCGUGGUUCUGGUGGAGGCCGAUUUGGUGGUCGUGAUUUCAGGAGGGACAACUCUUAUGGCAGAGGACAAGACUACUAUGGUGGAGCAAAUAGUAGUGGGUAUGGGGUUCCUGGUGGUUAUGGUGGGGGUUAUGCACCUGGUGUCACCAGUGCCUGGGAUUAGUCUCCUGAAAUGUACUUGAACCGUUCUCUAAUUUUCACUCGAGUAUAUAUAAUUUUCCUUCAGAAUAUAAUGGAGUUUUCUGGUGCUA